AGCUACACGCAAAUCUUGAAAGAACCAUGUUUCGCGCCAGAGCUGCCUGGGUCCGUUUCGCAAACCGAUCGAAACACGUCCCAACCAGACCGAAUUCCACCACCGCCAACAACAACAAGACGACCAAACCCACAAACAAUAACAGCAGAAAUGUCAGUGACAAUAAGGUUGCUGAAUCGAAUUUAGGUAAGUACGACGAAGCGUAUAAGCAGCUGGACAAGCUGGACUUCUCGACUGCCGCUAAGAUCCUUUUCACCGAGCCUCCCAAGAAAAAGAAAUUUGGGAUUGAUUUCCAUCUGGUACAACUCUUCUUUGCCUUAAUGCCUUCCAUGGCUGUUUUUUUGGUGGCUCAAUAUGCUCGCUAUGAAAUUAGAAGAAUGGAAGCGGAACUGGAGCAGAAAAAGAAACAAGAAGAAGAAGAGAAAGCAGCAAAAGAAUUGGAAUCAAAUGCUACAGAAGAAAAAGAAGCAGGAUCUGAUCCAGAGCUUUUAGAGGUGAAAGUGAGACUGGAUAAACUUGAGGAGGCUUUAAAAGGAAUUGUGGUUGAAACAAAACAAACUGUCAGCAGUCUGGCCAAAAGUCUAGAAGAUGGUAGUGAGAAAAAGGAUAUUGUGACAACUGAGCCAAUCAAAACCAAAAGUAGCUCAGAACCCAGUAAUAUGGCAGAUAGAGAUCAUCCUAAUAAACCAAAAGUUCCAGAUGCUUCCCUGCAGGAUCAGAAGGGCAAGACCCAAAAUGGAGGGGCAUCUCAAGAUGGUAGGACAUGAAUAUAAAAAGCUUCUUCAGUUUAUGUAGAUAUAAAAGCAGAGAGGCUUUGUUUUAGACAAAAGAAUGCACCGGAUCUUCAAGGCAUAUAUUCUUGAAAAUCCAGCAAUUGAUUGGCAUGGUUUUGGGAUCAGCCCUGGUGACAAGGAUCUUCACCUUUUUGUUGAGCAUUGUUUCAGCUUGCAAUAUGUAAGAAAUAUUUAUUUGUAGUUGUUAACAUGGGAGAGUAAAAUUCAGAUCCAUGACACUGCCUAAGAGUGUGACUUGUCCACACAAAGUUAAA
Molecule: messenger RNA, 1048 nt
Organism: Corylus avellana
Lineage: Eukaryota; Viridiplantae; Streptophyta; Magnoliopsida; Fagales; Betulaceae
Product: stress response NST1-like protein
Source: RefSeq, a predicted model, not a curated record